Messenger RNA from Peronospora farinosa, 1971 nucleotides. The record is from the annotation of a GenBank genome assembly. Lineage: Eukaryota; Oomycota; Peronosporomycetes; Peronosporales; Peronosporaceae.
AUGUCUCCAUCGCUAUGGACCUUUGAGGAUGUAUGGCCGUCGCCGCCCAAGCGCGCGUUGCCUCGACGCCGCAACUACAAUUUGCAUUCUUUUCUGGCGCGCGCCGUGUUUCCGCGUGUCAUGGAGUUCAAGGUCAUCAGCCGCGAGAGUGAAAAGCACGAGUUCAUGCCUGUUGUUUAUCUUAUUGAUCGCUCGCCCGCUUGGGUACGUCGUGUACCUCCCGUCGUGGAACGUACGAUUGUAGAGGACUACAUCUCUCCUUUGGUGGCCGAGAUACCGGACGCCGUCGAUGCGACGGGCAAGAUGCGUCUCUUGGCCAAUGUACGCGAAGAAAUGGAGCUGCGCGCCAACCUCAUUAAUGAGGAGCUGCUGGAUGACGUCAUCACUAAUGAGACGGAUUACAAGAUGGGAGUACUUGUGGACUUUGCACCGACCCCAAAGAGUCCAGGCAAAGCGAUGCUUAACCAAGUUGUGUUCCAAAUUGCCACAGCGUUACGCUCCGCCUCGUGUAGCCGUGCACUUGUAGUACCCGUGACCAUGCACUACUGUUCAUCUGCUAGCUUCUUGGACGUGCGACGAUAUGCAGCUCUUCGCUAUGGAGCUCCCGUGUUGCUAGAGGAGCGCGAGGUGGCGAUCUUUGGUGAAGAUCCGACCGAAUUUACACAGCAUUUUAGUGCCAGACUGCGUGCAUCGUUGACGAUGCCUCCACCUUCGUCGGUCGCCCAGAUCGAAAUGUUGCGGUUGACGCGGACACUGCACGUGUACUGCGCUAAGGUAGUACGAGACGAUUGUUUCUCUCGAAGACAACGUGCCUCAAUGAACGAGGAAAUCAUGCAGAUUCACUUUCGUACAUCGAAUCAUCCGGCGAUGCAAGAACUGAAACGCAACAUGAUGGCGUAUUGCGCAACACUGAAGCGUUGGAAGCUCCGUGAUGAGGAUAUUAACUCUGCCAGUGUAUUGCUGGCCGUGGAGAAUUUGCCAAAGCACCCACUGCACUUUGUAUGGCUUCUGGCUGCUGCAUUGCGCUUUGCCUUCAAACUGCCCAUUCAACUUUUUUUGGCGACCGCGUGCGACCUCAUUUACCGUUUCUCCCCGCGUAAAUCUGGCAACAGAUUACUACCUUUGUGUGCAGCAGCAGUCAAAGCCGUCUUGGGCUGCCUUGCACUUGGUGUGCUCGUGCACGCUGUGCCUUCAAGCUUACUAGGGUGGUUGUUUGCGUCGCUAUUGGUGGCAGUGCUGAUCGUGGAUGCAGCAACUGCGCACAAUGCGGCAGCGGAUGUGCAGCACCUGACCCAACAUUGGAAGAGGCUCCAGUUUUAUGUAAUGGAUGCCAAUGAGUUGACUCGAUUGAAGGAGACACGUGCUGUGCUGGCUCGCAGUAUACACGACAUUGUCGCACGGUAUAUGUGCACGGACCUCCCGCCUCCGGUUCUACAGGAUAUUUCUAAGUCUGCUGCUUCGCCAACUUCUGCUCUGCUGAAUAACGACGAGUACACGCUAAACACGCACCACCAGAUAUUUAUUAACUCACCGCGCUCAUUCCCGCUGGCCUACGCCGCAAAAAUGAAGGACCCCAUGACUGCUCGCCGCACUGUAUACGCACCGAAGAUGCUGCGCGAUGAGACUUGGCGCAAUAUCUACGAGACUCUAGCGCCUGCACACCUGCGUUUCCGUGUUCUGCUCGCUGACAACAAAAGGGACAUUCUUCCUAUGGACAAGCUUCUUGCUACGCCUUUCUUCGGCGCAGUGCUGUCCGCUUACAUCCUAUACAAGACUCGCUAUGUAGACGGUGACAGCUCUACAUCGAGCUCGAGUGGCGAUGAUGCUGCCGAUUUCGUGACCGAAGAGGUACAGCAGGAACAGGCGCGUGUGCACAGCCAGAAUGAAAAGGAUGGCAACCGAGAUGUUCUUGGAGGCUACGGUUCCAUCCAGGAAAUAAUCAAUGCAGCUCUACGGAUGACUACAGGAUGA